Messenger RNA from Sorghum bicolor (sorghum), 1994 nucleotides. RefSeq lists its product as uncharacterized. The record is from RefSeq and is a predicted model, not a curated record. The transcript is spliced from 4 exons. Bases 78 to 470 code for a protein of 130 amino acids. NCBI's taxonomy places the organism in Eukaryota, Viridiplantae, Streptophyta, Magnoliopsida, Poales, Poaceae.
GAUCCAGUGUUUCUCAAGAGAGCGCGAGUCAGCGAGAGCGAGAGAGAGAGAGAGAGAAAGAGAGCAGGAGACCGGCAAUGGCAAAGGCGGCACCACCGGCGUUCGUGUACCGGAUCAGCACGGUCGACGAGUGGACGGAGUUUCAGCGCACGGGCGCCACCCUCGGAGGCGACCUCGACCGCUCCACCGGCUGCAUCCAUCUCAGCGACAUAAGCCAGGUGAAGAUGACUUUAAAAAACUUCUUCCUGGGAAGGAAUGAUCUAUACUUACUGCAAAUUGACGCUUCCAAGCUUGCAGAUGGAUUAAUUUAUGAGGCAAGUGAUGAUAAUAACUAUUUUCCUCAUUUCUAUGGCCCUGGUCGGAGCUUUGUACCUCUUCAACUAGAUGCUGUCGUGAAGGCAGACAAAAUAGAGCUUGCAGACAAUGAUUUUACCUGUGGUCUACUUGAUGGCAGUGAUCUCCCAAGCUGAUUUUUAGAGUCUCACAUUUAUCUUAGCAAUGUUCAUUUGAGUUCUCAACCGAAGCUUAGUUUUUAUGAUCUCUAUGGGCAGAAGUCAUACUCAUAUAUAAUAGUGACAGAUUGUACCAUCCAGAAUUAUCAACAGCUAUGCAUACACUUUCUUGGUGUAACCGUGGAAGAUAAAAUAUGAUCAUGGGAAGUUCAGAACUGUUUGGAAUUUAUGGAUCAUGAUGGAUCAGGAUGUUCAUUAUGCUAAAGCAAAUAAUACAAUGUGUACUUGUUGUCAUGUUACAUCCAGUGCCUUGUUGCAUAGACAUAUAAGUACUAUAUGUUGAAUAAGCAAUUGUUAAUGAUUCUGAAAAUGGGGGUUUUACAUCGUACUGUAUAUUAGUAAAGAAUGCAAAGGGAGGUACUUCUGAAAAUACUCUAUGUUGAAAUAAGCACCUUAUUGUGCUUCAAUUGUUAAUGAUUCUGAAGAAGUCAGUUUUACAUGGUACUGUAUCAGUGAAGAAUGCAAAAGGAGGUACUUUAGAAAAUACUUUCUAGCAUUAGGUUCAUGGUACGAAUAUUGCAGAUAAAGUCUACAGAUGUUAUUGCAUAUUUUGAAGGAAUAGCAGACAUUUUUGAAAAGAUGGUUGCGUAUCAGUUCUGCUGGUGAUUGGGUUGAGCUUUGCACAAUAUCAUUGCAACUGGAAUUGAGUGCACCACUCUGUCCCUGUUGUGCUCGCUCCUUUGUUGCCCCUACAUGUGUCAUUUUUUACUGCUAUGGUUUCUUCGAGGUGCAUCGGUUUGGAAUAUAUUAAAUAUCAUUGAACAAUUUUUUGUUGUUGUGGAAAUUUCUUAACUGUAGAGUGUAGUAUCAGUGUCUACAAGAUCCUACACAACAGAGACUUCUAUCUUUCCCUGGCAGAUCCUGAAAGGCACAGAUUGAAGCAUGGAGAUUGUAGAUGGUAGCAUUUUGGUGCAUGUUGAAUUUGGAAGUGUAAGAAUGCGGCGACUGCUGCCCAUCUUGUCAACUCACCAAACAACUUGUAAUGGUCAAAAGUGGUGGGGAACUAUACAGGAGAUUAAGGGACUGUAUCUGCUGGCAUGAAAUGCUCACUUCCUCGCUGGACUGGAAGGAAUUACCUGAUGGUUUAAUCAAUGGAACAUGCUCCCCCUCAAAUUUGUUAGUUGUUUCCUUGUGUCCAAGUAAAUAAACUUACAAGAUUCUAUCCAUUCGAAGAACUUCAGAUGCAGCUAGAGGCUUUCGUGACAUAUGAGACAUGGGUUUUUACUCCUGGAUGGAGUUCGCCAACCAUUUGGCGGGUCCUAACGAAUUCACAGGUUUUUACCUCUGUUGUUCCAAGACCUCAAGUUACAUACUAUGCUUAGUACGUGUCUGUUUGGAAAAUUUUCAUAGAAAAAAAAUAAUGUAUUUGAAAGUACCCUUCGUGCAUGUGCAUGUGCAUGUGGUACUGUAUUGGUAAUUUGGUAUAUACAAUCCUAGUACAUGCCUAACUAUCUGAGAAUAUCAGGUCCUGAUUUUGACUUU